AUGGUUCCAUGGAACCACGGUUCGGAUUGGAAUCCUUCCAAAACCGUUGUUUGUGUGUGUUCUAUCGAUGAUUUGUUCGUUGGCUUUCAAGAAAUAAUAUCGGAAAUAGGCCUGCCGAACGUGACGUGGGUUGGCACGACUGCUAACUACGCCACCAAAGACCCAAACGAAAUCAAAAUAAUCCUCAACAAUUCUCUGGACAAAAGCAGCAACCAUAAAUUUCUCGAAUUCGCCUUCGGGAAUUCUUUAAUACUUGCGCCUGUGGAACAAUGGAAGAAGAACCGAAAAAUAUUUGCCAAAGCUUUCACCCAGAACAUUUUAGAUAGAAACGUGACGAUUUUCAGCGAAAAAAGCGACAUUCUUUUGCACGUAUUAAAACAAAAAAACGAUGAAGCUAAUUUGUUUAAUAUCUUCGAAAAUUUCGCCAUGGACAGUUUUUUGGAAACCACAAUAGGGGUUGAUUUCAAUAUACAACUCAAAAAACAUACAAAAUAUUUCGAGAUGAUUCAUCAGUAA
Messenger RNA from Brassicogethes aeneus, 516 nucleotides. Lineage: Eukaryota; Metazoa; Arthropoda; Insecta; Coleoptera; Nitidulidae. The record is from the annotation of a GenBank genome assembly.